AACGUAAGAAACUGCCCUUGACCCCAGGUCGGUGCUCACCAGAAAGCCGUGUCCACCAGACACAGGGCUUUCCUCUCUGGGAAAGUGCUGGAAUCUUGUUUCUUCCCAGCAAACAGUGGCCAAGUAGGCCGUGCAUGUGGUCAGGCUGUCUCUCCAGCGUCUUCCACUUCUGAAGACAUUUGCAGCCGCUCGUCGCCUGCUUGCUUCCCCAGCCUCAGACUCAGGAGCCAUCUCACGGGACAGGGCUGGUGCUGGUGCUCCUGUGACUGUCAGCUUUCCAGGGUCUCUUCUCCAGAUUCCGAGGGCUCGUGACUGGCCACCUGGCUACUGAUGAGAAGCGGGGUCCCGGUGGCCCUCAGGCCGAUACUUUUGGGCUCAUUUCAAAGCAAAUAUCAUAAUCGUCUGAGUCUUCCUUCAAAAUACGUUUCCCCUUAAUGCCUUCUUCAGAUGCUCCCAGCCAGCCUUUGCUUUGGACUGUCCUACCCCUCAUCCGGGCUUUGCGAUGCACAGACACCUGGUCUCUGCCUCCAGGUGCCCCUCAGCCGAGCCCCGUGCACCUUCCAGGAGACUCGGCCCCAAACACAGCUUCAUCGCAGUGCUCCCGGCACGGCCUGCUUCAGGGCCUGUUGGCCACAGGACAUUGUCCAGACGCCUCCAGUGCAUCCUCAGCCGCCUGUUGACUGGGGCCAGAGAAUUUCUAGAGCUUAGCCAUUCAAGCAGUGCAGGAACACCUGGCCCUCUAAUGCAUAUUUGAACACGGAACAUUACCUCCGUGAGGACAGGAGCAUUUUUGUCUUUGUCACCUGUACCUGACCUGUGAGCCCUCCGGGAACAAUUUAUUGAAUAACGACCUGAACACAGGACACGGGACGAUAUCCCCACGGGCUAGUAAGGUUUCAUCCGGUACGUUUGUUCCUAAAUUCUUGUGCUGAGUCAAGGUCAUGUGAUGGCCUGUCAAGAUCAAGGAUCACGCGUGGGCCUGUUAACCGGUCUUGCCAGGACUCCUUCCCCAAGGCUGUGACCAUCCAUACUCCCCCAGUGAUGCUUUUGCACCUGCUUCCCUGUGUCCUUGCAGCCUGCCAGUCACACGUUUUGCAAUUUUGCUAAAAAAAACAAAAAACAAAACACAAAACCCAAACAGCCUCUCUCUUGAGGUUCCUCUUUAAAAAACUAUUAUGACUUAUUGCCUAUUCUUUGGAACUAUUUUCUGUUGGCUCAGUCGUCUUUCCCUCCCCCCGCCCCUUGCUGUAAGUCCUGGUGUGUCAGGGGCAAACCUUCUGUGUCCAUCCCCUCGGGGCCUCGUGAUGACUGGGGAUGGCGUCACCGAGAUGCCCGUGCGUGUUCAGCCGGGCGGCUGACACCACCCGCUCUCGUGCACUUGGGAGAUGUGGCCGUCAGGAGCUCGGACCGGGCCAGGGGCAGAGCGCCUUCCCUGUGCGAGUCAGGUGCUGGCACGGACGUGGGCACAGGAGCCCUUCCCGGCGGGAUCCCGCACCCGAGCGUCAGUGGUCCCGAUCACCAAAUUUGUUGAAUUCACCACAUGUGAACAUCAGAGAGGAAGUUCAUCAUUUAAAUGAUACGUUUAAAGUAUUUGGAAUUCUUCCAAACGAGGAAGCUCAGAACAGCCAGAGAAACUAAUUUCAGAAAAAAACCCUAAUCCGCUGAAUUCCAAUUUCUCCCGAGCGCUUAUCUCCCGUAGCAGGCGUGCUGGGAGCACCUCGGACGGCAUCUCACAGAGAACUGUCUUCUGUCUUGCAGCACCCCGUACAAAGUGAGACCGGUGGCCAUCAAGCAGCUGUCUGAGAAAGAAGAAUUAAUCCAGAGCAUGCUGACCCAGGUCGUAGAGCAGUUCUCAAGAGCGUUUAAGAUCAACGAACUCAAAGCCGAAGUCGCGAAUCACCUGGCCGUGCUCGAGAAGCGCGUCGAACUGGAAGGCCUGAAAGUGGUGGAGAUUGAGAAAUGCAAGAGCGACAUCAAGAAGAUGCGGGACGAGCUGGCGGCCCGAAGCAGCAGGACCAGCUGUCCCUGUAAGUACAAUUUCGUGGACACCAACAAGAAGAUGACGCCCCGGCGUGAUGUCCCCACUUACCCCAAGUACCUGCUCUCUCCAGAGACCAUCGAAGCGCUCCGGAAGCCCACCUUUGACGUCUGGCUCUGGGAGCCCAACGAGAUGCUGAGCUGCCUAGAGCACAUGUACCACGACCUGGGCCUGGUCCGAGACUUCUCCAUCCACCCCGUCACGCUCAGGAGAUGGCUGCUCUGCGUGCACGACAACUACAGAAACAACCCUUUCCACAAUUUCCGGCAUUGCUUCUGCGUGACCCAGAUGAUGUACAGCAUGAUCUGGCUCUGCCGGCUCCAGGAGAAAUUUUCCCAAAUGGAUAUCUUGAUUCUAAUGACGGCAGCCAUCUGUCACGAUUUGGAUCACCCAGGGUACAACAACACGUACCAGAUCAACGCCCGCACGGAGCUGGCCGUCCGUUACAAUGACAUCUCGCCCCUGGAGAACCACCACUGUGCCGUGGCCUUUCAGAUCCUCGCCCAGCCCGAGUGCAAUAUCUUCACCAACGUGCAGCCGGACGGGUUCAAACAGAUCAGACAGGGGAUGAUCACUCUGAUUCUAGCCACUGACAUGGCAAGACACGCAGAAAUUAUGGAUUCUUUCAAAGAAAAAAUGGAGAAUUUUGACUACAGCAACGAACAGCAUGUGACCCUCCUGAAGAUGAUUCUGAUAAAAUGCUGUGAUAUCUCCAACGAGGUGCGUCCGGUGGCAGUUGCAGAACCUUGGGUGGACUGCUUGUUGGAAGAGUAUUUCAUGCAGAGCGACCGCGAGAAGUCGGAAGGCCUUCCCGUGGCCCCUUUCAUGGACCGGGACAAAGUGACCAAAGCCACGGCCCAAAUUGGGUUCAUCAAGUUUGUCCUGAUCCCCAUGUUUGAAACGGUGACCAAGCUCUUCCCUGUGGUCGAGGAACUCAUGCUGCGGCCCCUUUGGGAAUCCAGAGACCGUUACGAGGAACUGAAACAAAGAGAUGACUCCGUGAAAGAGAGGGAGACGGAGAGCUUGACGGCGGGGGGCACCGACACAUCGUCGUCGAGAGAGAAAAGCAGAGAUGUGAGAAACAGAGAAGAGGGUGCUAUUCUGAACUGACGUCUCGAUGCACAUGACGGAGCCUGGAGGAGGCAGGACGAUGCGGGCCGUGGUUCUGGACCAGGCUGGCCGAGCCUCGAGAGCCGUCCGCGCGGGCGAGAAGUUCAUUCCGAGCGCCUGACUCCACGAGACCACGUUUUCUAAGAACUGUUUUGUUCACUGAUACAAAAAACUCAAAAAAAAAAAAGGAAAA
Messenger RNA from Panthera uncia (snow leopard), 3341 nucleotides. It is a transcript of the gene PDE9A, whose product is annotated as phosphodiesterase 9A. Gene Ontology annotation, molecular function: 3',5'-cyclic-GMP phosphodiesterase activity. The coding region runs from base 1826 to 3148 and encodes 440 amino acids. The record is from RefSeq and is a predicted model, not a curated record. Lineage: Eukaryota; Metazoa; Chordata; Mammalia; Carnivora; Felidae. Gene Ontology annotation, biological process: cGMP catabolic process. The transcript has 16 exons.